CCGGGACAACAUGGCGACGUUGAGCAAGCAAUAUGGGCUCAUUAUGCCCAAAAAGUUGCCACAGAAAAAUCUCGUCUCAGAGAAACUCUCAGUGUUUGCAGAUGACUCUGAUGAAGAGCCUUCUGUUGGUGAAAGUCUUCAGAGAGAAGCAUUGAGAAAACAAGCAAUGAAACAGACUAAAUUAGAGAUUCAGAAGGCUUUGGAGGAAGAUGCCACAGUGUAUGAAUAUGACAGCAUUUAUGAUGAAAUGCAGCAGAAGAAGAAAGAAAGUAAUGCCAGAGUGCUCUCUGGAGGGGAUGACACAAAGCCCAGAUACAUCCACAAUAUCAUCAAAGCAGCUGAGAUUAGAAAGAAGGAGCAAGAAAGGAGAAUGGAAAGAAAAAUUCAGAAAGAGCGAGAAAUGGAAGGAGGAGAGUUUGCUCAUAAAGAGUCUUUUGUGACUUCAGCCUAUAAGAAGAAACUGCAAGAAAGGGCUGAGGAGGAGGAGAGAGAGAGAAGAGAAGCAGCUCUUGAAGCAUACAUGGAUGUGACCAAACAGAGGGAUCUCAGUGGAUUUUACAGACAUCUUUUAAACCAGACAGUAGGAGAAGAAGAGAUGCCUAAAUGCAGCUUCCGUGAAGCCAGGAUAAAGGAAGAAAAACCUGACAAUAGUGAUGAAUCCAACCAAAGGAACAAAGGUCCAUAUGAAAAACAAAAACUGAAGCCUACUGCUAAGAAGGAGAAUAAUCCAGAUGCUGAUACCGACCUAGGAACUGAUAGUAGUGAUGAUGAUAAGAGACAGAAAACUAAUAAGGCAAAUCUGAAAAAGAAGAAAAGGCGAGCAAGCUCUGUGAGCAGUGAAGAGGAGGGUAAACGUCACAAGAACCAGAGGCAUUCCAGAUCUCCAAGCUCGUCCAGUGUGGAGGAAGAGCUGCACACAAAAGCUCAAACAAACCAUCAUGCAAAGAGAGGAGAGAGCAGGCCAAGCAGAAGGGGAAAUGAUGAACAGUACAGGGACAAAGACUAUGAGAGAAGCAGGACCCACGAAAAGGAUCACCAAAGGGAAAGGGAAGAGCGACACAGACAUGGGGAUCACAGUAACAAAGAUAGCUACAGAAGGAGGGAAGAGCAAGAUGACAAACAAAGGGGGAAGGAAAGAAAAGAGAGGGAGGGACAUGGCAGAGAAUAUAAGAAGGCAAAGGAGAGAGAAGAGAAGGGCUCAGAAAAGGAACGAGAGAAAGAAAGAACAAGAAAUGGUAAAGAUAGAUAUGACAGAGAGAAGGAGAGAGGAGAGAAGUACAGAGAAAAGGAAGAUCAUGUGAAGGAGAGGAGGGAGAAAUAUGGUAGUGAUGAAAAGAAAUACAGAGAGAGGAGGGAAAGUACUCCUGCCUCUUCAGAGAAAGAUGGAGAGACUGAUCUGGAAAAAGAGAGAAAGGGGAGAGAGAGAGAAGUGGAUGAGAAGGGAAGAUCCAGCUCUGGAAGUUCGUCUGCACAAAAACGUAAUGCUGGAGAAGAAGGGGAGAAAGAGGAGAAGGAGCAGGCACAGAAACCUGAGAGCAGGAGCAAAUUUGCCAAACGGAGCAAUGAGGAGACCGUCAUGUCAGCGAGGGACCGCUACCUGCAAAGGCAGAUGGCACGGGUCAGUGCCAAGCCUUACAUUGAGAAGGAGGAGGAUUAAUGUCCCUGUGGUGGACAAAACCACUUGACAUAUUGACCAGGAGGAAAAGCCACUGCUGCAUGGACUCCUGUACAGAAGGAUAGGUGUAUCCCAGUUAUUUAUUCUUGGCUUUCAUUUAAGAAACUGUGUGUACCAGAAUAGAACAACUUUGGAAAUGGAUUCAUGGAUCACCUGAUACACACCCUUUGUUUAAACAGUUGAAAUAUUAAAUUUGGCUCUUUCUGUCUACCCUGACCUUCGGUGCCCUAGCCUUGGUACUUCAGAUUUUCAGGCAGACCUAAGAGUGUUAAACAGUAUCAGGUGAGAAUUCCUUCCCCUGCCAGUCCCUCCUCCUUUACCAGCUGGAACAGUCAUCCCUGCUGAAGCACAGGUGUUUCAGGAGUUCCUGUUGCCCAGUGAUGCUCUCAAAAACAAGAGAGAGACCUGUGAAAGUGGGGGGAAAAAAAGGCAAAAAACCCAACCUGAAGAAUAACCUAGGAGAUCUCUGUAUGUAGAAUGGCAUUUUCUAACCUAAGUGCAUAUUGCCAUGAAUUUUUUAUUUAUGUGUGGGUUUUGGGGACUUGAUGUACAGAAACAAAUAAAG
Indicator indicator is the source of this 2240-nucleotide messenger RNA. It is a transcript of the gene NSRP1, whose product is annotated as nuclear speckle splicing regulatory protein 1. Gene Ontology annotation, biological process: regulation of alternative mRNA splicing, via spliceosome. The record is from RefSeq and is a predicted model, not a curated record. The transcript is spliced from 7 exons. Bases 11 to 1657 code for a protein of 548 amino acids. Lineage: Eukaryota; Metazoa; Chordata; Aves; Piciformes; Indicatoridae.